UGAUUUACAAUUAAGUAACAACAAUGGACGAAGUGUAUUCGUUUUACAAUCGUCACGCAUCGAAAAAGCUCAAUAUGACCGAAUACUUCAAGGAAUACAGUGAAAUAGUAAAACCAAUUGUACAUCGAGAAGACCAGUCGGACGAAGAAAGACUUUCCGAACUUAUGAAUGCAAAUCUGACAGAGGCGAGGAAAAGUUUGAUAGCAAGUUACUGCAGCAUCGACAAUUUAACAAUAUCAAUAGAAACCACCAUUACAGAAGAAAAAGAUAAACAUGAAUAUCUCAAGAUGCCUGAGAAUAUCUUGGAUAAAGUUCCGCUAGAAACAAUUAAGAUAUUAAAAUCUUUAAUUGACUCAGCGACAAAAUCAGGAAAUUUACAUGGAAUUCCAAUUAAAUAUGACAAAGUAGAAUCAUCCAGUAAUGAUUCUGUGAAACCAUACGAAGAAUUUUUAGUUUACGUUAGAGUAUACGAACCGUUCAAUCACCAGGCUGUGUCUCUGAGGCACAAGAUGAAAGUUACUGUUUUCCCGACUCUUAAACUUAAAUGCACCAUAUCAAUUCUAGGUUGUCAAACCCUUUAUGAUUUACGUCAAAAGAUAUCAUGUCUGUCUGAUCUGACGAUUUCGACUGAGGUCAGCGAAAACCCAGAUCAAGAGGAAGGAUCAUUGGCUAAAAACGUUUACAAAUCGGGAUUCUUUUACAUCGAAGAUACGUUUUACAAUGACUCUAGUGACCCGAACAAUGUCGAUUACAGCAGCGUUAUAAUAGAAUGGUCAAAACACAAAAAUCGCAAUAUAGGCCCGUUUAAAGUCGCUACCAUGGACACGCGUAUAAACACUCUUGUUGCUAGAUUCGGUUUUCCAUGGGUCUAUCAGCAUCAGGGCAAUUGCGAGCAUGUGAUCGUAUUGAGCGAUGCCAGAUUGGUGACUGAAAAGGACGAAUUAACAUAUUCCGCUUAUCCAAGGGUGGAGAGAAUAAAACCUUUUAUUGGAAAAAAUUGCAUCAUGUGCGGAAUACUUAAUGUGCAUUGGAUUAUUACGGAACACGACAGAAUUCCGCACGAUCUGAGCUACUGGUGCGACAAGUGUUUUGUAUCUUACAAUUACAUUGACGGCAAAAAAAUUGGAAAUUUCAAGGCGUACAAAUAUCCUCGUAUUCCGAAACUAAUGUAUAUUAACAAAAAAUGUUAAUAACCACCUUUUAUAGUUGUUAUAUUUAAUAAAUUACUUUAAUAUAUUAAAAAA
Pseudomyrmex gracilis is the source of this 1244-nucleotide messenger RNA. It is a transcript of the gene Pbp49, whose product is annotated as snRNA-activating protein complex subunit 3. The transcript is spliced from 5 exons. NCBI's taxonomy places the organism in Eukaryota, Metazoa, Arthropoda, Insecta, Hymenoptera, Formicidae. Gene Ontology annotation, biological process: snRNA transcription by RNA polymerase III; snRNA transcription by RNA polymerase II. Gene Ontology annotation, molecular function: core promoter sequence-specific DNA binding; RNA polymerase III type 3 promoter sequence-specific DNA binding; RNA polymerase II cis-regulatory region sequence-specific DNA binding. The record is from RefSeq and is a predicted model, not a curated record. Bases 24 to 1190 code for a protein of 388 amino acids. Gene Ontology annotation, cellular component: snRNA-activating protein complex.